Anoplopoma fimbria (sablefish) is the source of this 1221-nucleotide messenger RNA. RefSeq names its product potassium voltage-gated channel subfamily G member 3-like. Gene Ontology annotation, biological process: potassium ion transmembrane transport; protein homooligomerization. Gene Ontology annotation, cellular component: membrane; voltage-gated potassium channel complex. Bases 1 to 1221 code for a protein of 406 amino acids. The record is from RefSeq and is a predicted model, not a curated record. Gene Ontology annotation, molecular function: delayed rectifier potassium channel activity. Lineage: Eukaryota; Metazoa; Chordata; Actinopteri; Perciformes; Anoplopomatidae. The transcript is spliced from 2 exons.
AUGAAGUUUGGAAGCAGGCUCUGCACCCUGAACGUCGGUGGUCGCAGGUUCUCCUUCCCGGCAGAGCUGAUGAAGCGCCUCCCUCUCAGCAGACUCAGUCGGCUGCAUUGCUGCGUGUCGGAGAGCGAGCUGCUGGAGCUCUGCGACGACUACGACCGCGACAGGAACGAGUUCUUCUUUGACCGGCACUCGGAGGCCUUCAGCUUCAUCAUGCUGUAUGUGCAGCACGGGAAGCUGCGCUUUGUGCCGCACAUGUGCGAGCUGUCCUUCUAUAACGAGAUGUUGUACUGGGGUCUGGAGAGCUCAGACCUGCAGCCAUGCUGCCAGCGACGCCUCGACGACCGCAUGUCCGACUGCUUUGUCCACUUCUUCCCGGAGGAGGGGCCCCGGGGCCCCGAUGAGCCCCGGAGCCGCUGGCUGGAGAGGAUAAGGAGGACAUUCGAGGAGCCCACGUCCUCCCUAGUGGCGCAAAUCCUCGCCUCUGUUUCAAUGCUGUUUGUGGUCAUCUCCAUGGUGAUGCUGUGUGCAAGCACCUUACCGGAAUGGAAAACCGCUGAGACCCUGGACCAGCACAGGAUCAUUGAGGCUGUGUGUAUCGGUUGGUUCACGGCAGAAUGUAUCGUUCGUUUCCUUGUGUCUCUGGAUAAGUGGGAGUUCGUCCGUCGUCCUCUGAACAUUAUCGACCUGCUGGCCAUCACGCCAUACUACGUCUCCGUUACCAUGACGAUCUUAACGGGGGAGAACUCCCAGCUGCAGCGGGCCGGCGUCACCCUACGCGUCCUGCGCAUCAUGCGAAUAUUCUGGGUGAUCAAACUGGCGCGUCACUUUCUGGGCCUGCAGACGCUCGGCCUGACGCUGCGGCGCUGCUACCGGGAGAUGAUGAUGCUGCUGGUCUUCAUCUGUGUGGCCAUGGCCAUCUUCAGCGCGCUGGCUCAGCUGCUGGAGCAUGGCCUGGACCUGGAAGCCGGGAACGAGGACUAUGCCAGCAUCCCUGCUGCCAGCUGGUGGGUCAUCAUCUCCAUGACAACAGUGGGAUACGGGGACAUGUACCCGGUAACGGUGGCGGGCCGCGUGCUGGGCGGCCUCUGUGUGGUGAGCGGCAUCGUGCUGCUGGCGCUGCCAAUCACCUUCAUCUACCACAGCUUCAUCCAGUGCUACCACGAGCUCAAGGUGCGCUCAGCCCGCUGCUGCAACAGCCUGUCCGCCGAGUUCAUCAACUGA